Boleophthalmus pectinirostris (great blue-spotted mudskipper) is the source of this 1931-nucleotide messenger RNA. Its product is annotated as cilia- and flagella- associated protein 210-like. The record is from RefSeq and is a predicted model, not a curated record. NCBI's taxonomy places the organism in Eukaryota, Metazoa, Chordata, Actinopteri, Gobiiformes, Gobiidae.
UUCAUUUGUGUUCACCGUUAAGUGUUAGACCAGUGCUACAAACACCAAACUCUUUCAGUGUAGCAACUGCUCAGUGAAAGUGGUACUGUCUGUCGUAUUUAUGUAGAACACAGAGAUUUGAAAAAUAACAUUGAAUCCCUCUCCCCCAUCGCCAUAGUGACAUAAUUAAUCAUUAUAGAACUUUGAAGUGUCAUAAAGGUCAAAGUGAACCGAACCAGUUCAUUUGUAUACAGGACAGCAAAGAAGACAGUCACACAUUAUAGCAGAGAGACAAAACUUACGACGCACAACUUUUAUUCAGGACACAGCUCCACAAACACGUUCAGUGUCUUCAGAUGACAGAGACAGCACAAUGAUCCCAUUACCAGAUCUACGUCAAGUCACAGUCUUACCCAAAUCUGAAUUCAUGAGGAUACAAACUCUGUCAAAAAAUGUUGACAGAGAACAAGAGCGCAGAAUACAAGAGGCAAAGAGAAAAGCCAUGCUUCUUCACUCAAAAGAGAUGGUCAAGCUUUGGUCCAACACUAUAUCAGAGCAAAGGCAGAAGAAACUGGAGGCAAAGGCAAUUCGGCAGCAGAUUGAGGAGGAGAAAAGAAAGGAACUUGACAUAGAAGAAACCAACUACAAGGAGCAGAAGAGAAAGGAGGCUGUAGAAAAAGCCAAGACUCAGCUAUUUUACCAAACAAACCGAGUCAAAGUCCUACAUGGUGCAUACUUGCUUUCACAUGUGCUUAAAGAAAGAGAAGCACAGAUUCAAUUAAAACAACAGAUCAAGAAUGCCAGAAAAGAUGUGGACAAAACCAUGUUGGAAGCAGCCAGGGCCAGGGCUGACGAAGCUCAGAGACGAGAAGAGGAGAAAGCACGUCAAAAGAAAGAGCAGACUCUGACUGUUGUAGAGGAACUCAAGAAUCAAAUGAGAAAAAAAGAGUUGGAGAGAGAAGAGAAGAAGCAACUAAAGAAACAGGAAGGGGACAAAAUACAACAACUUCAUAAGCUCCAUCUUUGGGAACAGAAGAGAGCAGAAGAACAACAAAUAGAGGAGAGGAUGCAGCUCAUGCAGGUCCACCAGGAACAGCUGACCAACAGACAGCUGGAGAAAGUUAUGAACGACCAAAAACAGCAAAUGGAGGAGGAACAAAGGAAGCUGUACCUCUCAGCAAAAGAAAAAAUGACCAAGUUAAUUAGAGACAAAGAGAAGGAAAUAAUAAGAGAGACCCAGUUAAAACGAGAUAAGAUCUUGGAAAAACUCGUAGCCACCCAGCAAGAGAAAGCUGAAAACGAAGAGCUGAAAAUUGCGCGAGCUGUAGCUGAAAGGGAGGCUCGAGAAGCACAACUGAAGCUGGAGGAAGAUGAGAGGAAAGUGGCCAUGAUGGAGUCCAUAGCGGAGCACAGAGAAGCGCUGAGGCAAGAAAAAGAGAGGAUGAAAGAGGAGAUGAAACAGAAAAAACGAGAAAUGCUUCAGUCUAAAAAGGAGGCGGACAAAAUAUACGCAGAGCGACAGCAGCUCAAGGCUCAGAAGAGGAAAGAGGAUCUGCAAAGUUUACAAGAUUUUCACAGAACACAAAUGGCUGAAAAACACUCAAAGCAACAGCAGCACAUGCAAGACACAGAGAGGUUUGAAGCUAUGAAUGCUCAAAUACGGGCAGAGGAAGACAUCAAAUUUCAGUUGUAUGCAAAGGAUGUUAUCAAUACAGCGGAGGAGGCUAAACUUAAUGUGGUGCCACUUUAUAAAGCAGCAAGGGAGGGGAUAGGAGGAGGAUCUGGACCUGCUUUUAAUGGAGUUAGACCCAGCUAUGUGGUUCAAGACAGCAGUGGUGCACAAAUGCCCAACUAUGUCUCCGGUAUCACUCAGAGUAUUAAAUCACUGAAUGAUGUUGAGCAGACAAAAAAGAGACUUGGGUUUACUUGGUGAUCAAUAAAAUGUGUUGGCA